Molecule: messenger RNA, 1958 nt
Organism: Bactrocera dorsalis (oriental fruit fly)
Lineage: Eukaryota; Metazoa; Arthropoda; Insecta; Diptera; Tephritidae
Gene: frc
Product: UDP-sugar transporter UST74c
Exons: 1
Coding region: 273-1337 (354 amino acids)
Cellular component (GO): Golgi apparatus
Molecular function (GO): antiporter activity; GDP-fucose transmembrane transporter activity
Source: RefSeq, a predicted model, not a curated record
CUGUCAGCUGUGAAGUUAGUCUAUUCGCGACUGUCAAAAUGGUCACUAAAAUUUCGUGGUGAUGUUGUUAAUUUAUAAAUCUGAUUACCUUAUAACAGAUAACCUACUAGUUAACAAACGUUAUGCCACAUAAUAAUUAGUUAUGUUGCAAAUAAUAAUAUUAUUAUAAAUAUAAUAAAAUAGUAGUGAAAGUGUUAGUGUUUAAAAGACUGUGAUUUCGUAAUUGAAGGAAUACUUCACAAAGCGCCCUGCCGCUUUUUAACUUUAGUGCAAUGACCACACAUAACAGUGAUGAGCAGAAUACUACACUUGACCUGUCUAGCAGCAGCAGCAAUGAUAGUAAAACAAGUCUUAAUUCAAAGGAGCUGCGCCAUAACGACGAUGGCACAUUGUUUUUUAAGAAGGUCGGCAGUGCCCUUUUCUAUGGAAUGUCAUCCUUCAUGAUAACCGUUGUGAAUAAAACAGUUCUUACAUCGUAUCAUUUUCCAUCAUUUUUGUUCCUAAGUUUGGGCCAGUUGUUGGCUAGUAUAGUGGUACUUGGACUUGGUCGGAAGUUGAAGUUCGUAUCGUAUCCUCCACUAAAACGAAAUACGUUUAUGAAAAUUUUUCCAUUGCCAUUAAUAUUCCUUGGAAACAUGAUGUUUGGCUUAGGUGGCACAAAAGAACUAAGCUUGCCCAUGUUUGCCGCACUACGUCGUUUUUCAAUAUUAAUGACGAUGUUACUGGAAUUAAAAAUAUUAGGAGUACGACCUUCGUUUGCUGUACAAGUUAGCGUAUACGCCAUGAUAGCUGGUGCCCUACUGGCCGCUUCGGAUGAUCUGUCAUUUAACAUGAGAGGAUAUACCUUCGUAAUGAUAACCAAUGCGCUUACUGCAUCGAAUGGAGUGUAUGUAAAAAAGAAGCUGGACACUUCGGAAAUUGGCAAAUAUGGACUAAUGUUUUACAAUUCACUAUUUAUGGUUAUACCUGCACUGCUUGUUACUUAUGUUACUGGAGAUCUGGAUAAAUCGGUCGCCUACAAUCAAUGGCAAAAUCCUUACUUUGUCAUACAAUUCCUAAUGAGUUGCUUUAUGGGCUUCAUUCUAUCAUACAGUACAAUACUUUGUACGCAAUACAAUUCCGCGCUUACAACAACAAUUGUUGGCUGCUUAAAGAACAUAUGUGUAACAUAUCUGGGCAUGUUCAUCGGCGGCGACUACAUCUUCUCAUGGCUAAAUUGUAUAGGAAUUAAUAUCAGUGUAUUUGCGAGUUUGCUAUACACAUACAUUACGUUCAGGCGGAAGCAAGCACCUGAUAAGGAACUAUUAAUACCAACAACAAGAGGAAUAGCAGUGUAGUAUACUAAGAAAUUUACUUGUAGAUAAGUAUUAGAUGUAUAAAAAGUAUUGCCGACACAUUCAACACGGAAAACGUGCAUUAUCUAUCAAAAAUAUAUGUACGUACAUAUGUGAGAUGGUAUUUGCAUUCGGAAGCUAAUACUAAAGCAGAGAAAAACGAAACUAAACGCGAAAAGUUAUUCGACGUCAAAAAUGUAGAUAUUAAUGAGAAAACAAAGCGUUUGUACGAGUACACACUAGGACGAGGCAUUAAAAAUAUGCGUGUAUAUUUAAUAAAUUAUAAGAACCAAUAGCCAUGUACGUAAUAUUAUAUCGUUUAGUUUUUAAAAAAUUGCCAAAGCCAUAGUUAUACUUUGAUAUGUGUAGCAUUGAAUUUUAUGUUCCGAUUUAGGGGAGGUAGCAAUUUAUUUGUAAAUAAGUUGUGGGUGUUAAAAAUUGCAUGCAACUAAAGUGUCAUAGUCACUAGCUCGACAAUGGGCAAUGUAUGUAAUUUUGCUAUUGAUUUAAGUACCAAAUGAUAUAAAAAAAUUAUAAAAGAUUUACUUUAGUCAAACUAAAUUUGUUUGUGAUUUUGUAUAUCUAAAAUAAAAUAUAACUCAUGCAUAUUUUACUAAAGGAAAA